Paramecium sonneborni is the source of this 2421-nucleotide messenger RNA. NCBI's taxonomy places the organism in Eukaryota, Ciliophora, Oligohymenophorea, Peniculida, Parameciidae. The record is from the annotation of a GenBank genome assembly.
GUUAUGAGUAAUACAUUGUAAUCUUAUGAAAAUACCUGUCAUUAAUAUGAAUAGGAUCAGAUGCAAUUUAAGAAAAGAAAGGAUAUGAACCUUAAAGAUGAAUAUUCCAUUAAAGAAAAGCAAAGAGGAUUCCUUGAUUUUGAUGAAACAAGCUAAAAAGAAAAUUAAACGUAUAAAAGCAUUCCAAUUUUGAUAGAUAAAUGUCAUUGAUGAAAAAAAACUAUACUAAGUAUAUUGUUAAGAUGCAGAAUUUGAAUCUAAUUAAUAGUUAUGAUCAUAAUGUAAGAGUUUUAGAUCUUUCAAAUUCCAAAAUGACUGCUUUGCACGAAGGUAUCAGAUAAUACGCUCGUUUAUCGAUUAUUAAUUUAGCAAAUAACCUUUUUCAAGAAGUACCAAGCUGUCUAUUUGAACUCUCUUUUUCACAUAUCAAUCUUAAUAAUAAUUUAUUAAAGACUCUUAGAAUAGGAGAUAAAUGGAAAACAUCAUUAGAGAGAUUAGAUGUUGGCAAAAAUCAUAUUCGUAUAUUACCAGAUGAAUUAUUUUAAUUGGAAUAACUUAAAAUUAUAGACUUAAGAAGUAAUGAUUUCACUAAAAUACCUAAAUCUAUUUUAAAUUUAGAGAAACAAUUAAAAGGACUUGGUUUAGAUUGGAUUAAAUAUACAAAUAAUAAUUAUUUUGCUUCAAGUAAAAAAUUGUUUAAAAUAAAUCUUAGAAAAAGACAUGUUAAUUACAGAUGAUCUUUAAAGAUUUUGGGAUUAAAUACAUUAACUCCUUAAAGAUAAUGAAUUCAUUAUUUGUCAUGAUUACUUGAUAUUUAAUCAAAAAUAUUACGAUGAUUAAAUUCAAGAUUCAAUUACUGUUCAAAUUCCAAAAUAGUCAAAUAUUACAAGAGCGACUUAAAGAAAUACUGAAUUAACUCUUUAAGAAUUGACAAGCAGUUCUCAAAUGAUGCAGACUAAAACUCUCGGAUUUGAUAUGGAUAUAUCUGACAAUGGAUCAAAUCUUAUGCAUAUAGCAGUUGAAAAUGAAGAUAUAGGAAUUGUUAGAGCUCUUCUCAAUAUUAGAUUUGAAUUAUCCUCAUAAUUUGAUGAUUCUUCUCACACUCCUCUUUCAUUAGCAAUCAAAGAAGAAAAGUAUCACUGUGCCAAAAUCUUGAUUAAUGCUUCCACCAAUCUUAAUAUAGGAGGGUAUAAUAGUAUUUUCAAUAUUUUUAGUGGAGAAUAUAAUAGUGUACUCAACUAAGCUGUUAAUAAAAUGUAAUACUAUUUAAUCAAAGAUAUUUUGAACUCUAAAAUCUAAAUUAACAAGUAAGAUAAAAAAGGAAAUGGCCCAUUACAUAAUCUUAUUCCAUCUUUUAAAAAGAAUUUGUAAGAAGCUACAAGAAUAGGUCAUUUACUUAUUGAAAGAGGUGCUGAUCCUAAUUUAAGAAAUAUCAAUAAUAAUACACCUUUACAUUUAGCCAUUAAAAAGUCUUCUUAUUCUGCAUUACGUUUUGCUAUUUCAAUAAAUGAAUAAUACCAACGUGAUGUUUUUUCUUUCAAAUUAUUGGGUCACAAAAGCAAUUCAGGUAUCAAUAUUUAUAUAUAUAUAUAUAUAGUUAUGCAUUUUGCUGCUAAGAGUGAAAACAUUAAAAUUAUUUUAUAACUUUACUCUCUCAACCCUUACUUGUUAUUCACUUACAAUGAUGAACAAAAAAGACCUUUUGAUAUCAUUUAAAAAAAUUUCACAUUAAGCAAACUUAUUUCGGUUUUAGAACUUAUUUUCAUUAAGAAUCAUAUUAUUAAACAACAUUUAAAUUCAAAUAGUUCAUCAACUGAUUAACCUAUAAAAAAUGAAUAAAAAUAAUAAAUGAAAUAAAAGGAAUAAAAUAUUGAAUUUGGCAAGAAAAAUAGUUUCGAUUUGGUUGAAUCAGAUGAGGAAGGCACAAAUAGGAUGGGAUUAAAUAAUUUUUAAAUAUUACCUAAUUUAAAAAGAUAAUAAUCAUAGCCUUCAAAAAGAUCAAGCAUAAAGAAGGAGAAUAAGGUGUCUUGCGAAAAUGCUGGACCUAUAUUUAUUCAUAAAUCUAUAUAAUAAGAUAGAAAUGAUAUAAAAUAAAUAGAAUUGUAAAAUCAAUAAAAUAACAGCAAAUUCAAUAAAAAUAAAUUUAUCAAUAAGUAGAUCCAUAAAUUAUUGAAAGAUUUAGAAAAUAUUCGAAUUUUAAUGUAGAAUUAACAAGAUUAUUAUUCUUAAAUUGCAUUAGAAAAAUUAUCUAAUGCUUUGAUUCAAUAAUUAAAUUAUUACAAGGAGGAUCCUCUAACAAAUUUGAUGAUUUAAAAUGCCACUUAAUUACAGAAAAUAGAGUUUGAAUCUAAAUAAACAAAAAGCCUUUCUUAUGAUAAUUCUCCAUUAUUCUUAGAUUAUGAAUAAUUUAUGAAGCUAUGA